AUGCAACGAGUAAGUUUUGCAAUGUCAAGAUUAUCGACAGCAACGCCUUCUACACAUGCUUUUCAACUUGCUGUUCGACCAUCAACAUAUCCUGUUAUUAGUGUUUGUCAGUCAAUACCUGAAUGCAAUCAAAUUGCACCGAAGAAAUGUGAGCGAUGCCAUUUGAACUAUUGUAACCAACAUUUUGUGGAACAUAAUCGAGAGUUGGCAUUAUAUCAAAAACUGGGCAUUUUUCUUUUAUAACCAUCCGUUAUCACACUCUUAUGUGGUUUUGUUUAUUCUGGGUUUAAGUGAUUUCGAUAUUCAACCGCUAAACAUCUACUUAUUCGCUAGUGGCAGAGCAACAUUUCAAAACAAAAAUGAUUUUCUUUUUUGUUUGAACUGAUAAUUUGCGAGUCGCAAACAGAAGUAAUGCUUCUUUUUUCCUGUCGGAAAGGCGUUCUUCACCGUACUACCUUAUCACCACUAUAGUAAUUCAUAAGCAAAUGAUCUCAUAAAAUAGAGGAAUAGUGCAAUUGAAGCCGUAUAUCUAUCGAUAUCUAUCGAUAGUGUCUUCAGGUAGAAACCCUACAAUGCGUCAGUUUCCCUAUCAUAAGACUUUACUAUUAUCGAGAAAAAGAUUAGACACGUCAUAUAGCGAUAAGAGUUAUUCUAAGAUUUGAGUCAUCAACAAAAAGCACCCUCUCUCUCCCACUUGUCACUCGGGUCAUCAGAUAUGUGUGAUAUAAAUUUGAUUAAAAGAAAAAAUACGAUUAUGAAUAAUGUGAAUUACACAGAUUUUCUGACGAUCAAAGGCUGGUUUGAUUAAGUGUCAGGAUGAUCACUAGUGAGAGGAUGGGUGAUCGCUUUUGCGGAUCGAACCCGCGAGUUAUUUCGGUGACAUCUGACGUAUAUAUUCUGAAUAAGAAUUGAGAGAAAAGUUACAGAAAGGCAGUCUCCAGGACUGCGUGCGUAGUAAGGGUCAGUUCAAAUUUCCAAGACUUGAGCUUUCUGUAACGAAAAAAUUUUUGUAAACAAAACCUAGAUAGUACAGACAAGUUGAGUUUAAAUAUCAAAAUAACCUAACCUACGAUUCAAAAGUAAUUGGACAAAUACAUCGAGCGUGAUUUCUACAUGUUUCUGAUGUGCUGGAAAGUUAAUUAUUUUUGCACUGGAAAGAGCAAAGUGUGAACUUUGAAAACCAUUGGAAACCAAACUUUUUGUGAUUGACUUUUAAUGAGAAAAAAUUUGAAUCUCAAGCAUCGUCCAAAAGGCUCUUGUAAAAUCCUU
Messenger RNA from Didymodactylos carnosus, 1269 nucleotides. NCBI's taxonomy places the organism in Eukaryota, Metazoa, Rotifera, Eurotatoria, Philodinida, Philodinidae. The record is from the annotation of a GenBank genome assembly.